Molecule: messenger RNA, 1505 nt
Organism: Cryptomeria japonica (Japanese cedar)
Lineage: Eukaryota; Viridiplantae; Streptophyta; Pinopsida; Cupressales; Cupressaceae
Product: desmethylxanthohumol 6'-O-methyltransferase
Exons: 3
Coding region: 100-1155 (351 amino acids)
Biological process (GO): methylation
Molecular function (GO): S-adenosylmethionine-dependent methyltransferase activity; protein dimerization activity; O-methyltransferase activity
Source: RefSeq, a predicted model, not a curated record
AUACGGUUGUACCAAAUUUGUCUAUAUGAUCACUAGAGUCCCUCCUACAAUACUCAAGCCACUCAAAUUUUCCUUGUGAACACUUUCAAAGUAAAGACAAUGGCAAUGGGUGCAAGUGAGGUUCAGCAAGCUGUAGAAAACAUUUACUCCUUUGUUCCCACCCUUGUUCUCAAAGCAGCCAUACUCCUCAACAUUCCUGAUAUUAUCGCAAAUGCAGGCCUCAAUGCAUCCCUUUCUCUUGGUGAGAUCGCAGAAAAACUGCCCACUAAAACUCUCAAUCUGCAUUGUCUUUCUCGCAUUCUCAAAUACCUCUCAUUCAGAGGCAUUUUUGUCCAAACCCAGAAGGGCGAGAAUCCAAGAGAUGCUCGAUACAGUCUCACUGAUUCUGCCAGGAUGUUUUAUGUUAGGGAGAAUAAUCCAACAAGCCUUGUGCCAGUCCUCUUCAUGCUCACACACCCAAUGUUAAUGGCGCCAUGGCACCAUCUUCAUGAAUGUGUGCUUCAAGACUCCAAUGCAUUCGAGAAGGCUCAUGGAAAAGACUUGUGGGCAUACGAGAAGGAUGACCCGGCUGUCAACGACGUUUUCAACAAUUCCAUGUCCACGCUUACAGUUCUUGGUAUGGGGCAAAUCCUGAGCUGCUAUGACGGUUUUAAGGAGCUGACAACUUUGGUUGAUGUCGGCGGAGGAAAAGGAACGGCCUUGGCACACAUUGUUAAGGUUUAUCCCCACAUCCAUGGAAUUAAUUUUGAUCUUCCUCAUGUUGUUCAGACUGCCCCAUCAGUCCCAGGUAUCGAGAACGUGGCUGGCAGUAUGUUCGAUAGCAUACCCUCAGCAGACGCCAUAUUUUUUAAGAAUGUAUUGACAGACUGGGAUGAUGAGAGCUGCCUAAAGAUACUUCAAAAUUGCCACAAGGCUUUGCCUAAAAGUGGACGACUGAUACUGGCAGAAACCAUGACAGCGGAGGACUCAAAUUCCUAUGAAUCUAAUGAAAUGGUUUUCGAUCUGGUUAUGAUUGCCCUUGCAAAUGGAGGAAAAGAGAGGAGCAAACAGGAAUGGAUGAAACUGCUUCAAAUUUCGGACUUCAGUGUAGUGAAGAUAGUGGCAUUAUCUGGACUACCUUCAAAGUUUAAGAUCAUUGAAGCAAUCAAAGUUUAAACAUAAGUCAAUAGUAAUUUGUUAAUCAUCAAAAAGAGGCAAAAUCAUAUUUAAAGUGAUUUGUUUAAUUGUCUUUGCCUUUUCUUAUCACCAUCUGCUUACGCCCAUCUGUUCAAAUUCCCUUAUCAACAUAAGUUUUAUUAUGAGCAGCCUACGUGCAGCCAUGCUCAGGAGUUCGAAGACUUUUAUUUAUGAGAAUAUCGAUGUUUUUAUAUUAGGCACUGUUAUGUUAUAUAUUUCAGAUAUAUCAGAGAUUAGAACACUCUCUUUUAAAAAGAGCAGCAGCUCUCUUUUCUGUAUAAGAGUAAUGCUUUUUAAGUGAUAAAUAUAUAUUAAGCUUUUGUGUGUAA